GCUUCCGGGCCGCCCGCCGGUCGCUAGGAGACCGUUCCCUGACGUCACGUCCGGCGCCGUUUCCCGCGGGCGGGCGGAGGCGCCAUGGCGGAGCUGGCGGAGCCGCCGCGGCCGCGCGUGGGGGUGGCCGCCCUCCACCGCUUCGUCGAGCGGCCCGUCUGCCUCGUCGGCCGCCUGGACAAGAUUCAUCCAACCGGAAAGUCUUUCGUCCUGGUAGACGGAGAAGGGAAAACCGCCACGAUCGAGUUGGUGGAGCCGCUGAACGAAGAGCUCUCCGGCGUCGUGGAGGUGGUCGGCAAGGUGACCACCAAGGGCACCGUCCUCUGCUCCGCCUUCGUCCCGUUCCGAGAAGACAACGGUCGCUUCGAUCUGGGCCUGUACAGCGAAGCCGUGAAAAUCAUCCACGACUUCCCUCAGUACUACCCCUUCGGGGCGGCGACGCACGAGUGAGGAGGGUCCCGGGAAGGAGGGGAAACCCUCGCGACCGGACGAGUGACGAGGGCCGGCCUCGCUUCACCUCUCCUGCCUCGGUUCCCUCCUCCUCCUCCUCCUCCUCCGAAUGGGCGUUGGGGACUCCGUCCGCCCCGGCGCCGAGUACGGCGCUCGGUACGUAGGAAGCGCUCAACGCCCUAACGACGAUCAAGAGCGACCGGACCGUAAGCUCGUUGCGGGCGGGGGGGGCCGUGUCUCUUGGUCGUCGGUGUGUUUGAGACUCGGCGCGGGGCGAGGCGCUCAAUAAACACGACCGACCGACACAAAA
Ornithorhynchus anatinus (platypus) is the source of this 760-nucleotide messenger RNA. It is a transcript of the gene RPA3, whose product is annotated as replication protein A3. Lineage: Eukaryota; Metazoa; Chordata; Mammalia; Monotremata; Ornithorhynchidae. Gene Ontology annotation, molecular function: single-stranded DNA binding; damaged DNA binding. Gene Ontology annotation, biological process: mismatch repair; base-excision repair; double-strand break repair via homologous recombination. Gene Ontology annotation, cellular component: DNA replication factor A complex; nucleus; site of double-strand break. The transcript is spliced from 4 exons. The record is from RefSeq and is a predicted model, not a curated record. The coding region runs from base 85 to 450 and encodes 121 amino acids.